Messenger RNA from Cololabis saira (Pacific saury), 4590 nucleotides. RefSeq lists its product as uncharacterized. Bases 261 to 2936 code for a protein of 891 amino acids. The transcript has 5 exons. NCBI's taxonomy places the organism in Eukaryota, Metazoa, Chordata, Actinopteri, Beloniformes, Belonidae. The record is from RefSeq and is a predicted model, not a curated record.
GCGGAUCGAGCCGACCCACCUGAAUGUGGAUGCUGUACAAAAGAACAGUUGGAAUUGGAUUUUAAUUGUUUGUGUUGCACAUUUUUACCCCGCCACCUUCAAACCACCACCUCCUCAGUUUUUUUCGUUAGUCUUAUUGCUUCGUCUUCAUAAGCGCCGUCUUAUCAUCUGCCCUGAUUCGAUAUUGCACUACAGAGAGUGCUAUUGGCAGCGAUUCCCCGACAGACAGAAUCCAAUUGGAUCAGGGUGAAGUUGGCCUAAUGGAGUGGAAGUGCAAGUUGUGCUCUGUAACUUCAAAUACCCGGAGACAAUUAUUUCAGCACUAUACUGUACUACAUAGCCAAUAUUCAACAGUCUCCCGUCUGCCAUGUCUCUAUGCCAGUUGCAUUUGUACUUUUCCAUCGUUCAACGCAAUGAAAGCUCAUAUGUCACGGUCUCAUAGGGAGUAUAGUAGAGUAGAUGCAGCAACCGAAGGAGCACGUGGCUUUUUUGCAUGUCCUUUGUGUGACUUUAAGCAUCCCUUUUCUGAGGAAAUUCUAUUUGGUCAUUUGAGAAGUCAUUUAAGAAGGGAUGAGAUGGUAGCAUGUCCGUUCAAGAAUUGCAAAUUCGGAACAAAUGUCUACUCAACGUUUAAUGCGCACAAAAGUAGAAAUCAUGGUAGGGAUUCAGACUUUGGUGAAUGUGUUGUAUUAGAAGAUAAUGCUAGUGCCCCAGUUGCAGUGACAGCAGAAAGUCUUGAAGAACCUGCUGGAUGUGAGAGUGCAGAAUCUGCAGACACAUUUGAUCUCGAUGAGGUUAACAGUGGGUGUGACACAGACAAUCUAAGAGCCCAGCUGAACCAUGACUUGGCAUCGUUAUUCCUAAAGAUGCAAUCUAUUCUUCAUGUAUCAGACAUGGCAUCUCAGCAAAUCGCGGAACAUUUGUCUCAGAUAUUUUCAUUGUCCCAGCCGAUACUCAAACAUGACAUUAGAGAAGUCUUACAGAGGCAUGACAUCACUGUUGGUAAAACAGUUCUGAAUGAGGUUGUCGGAGCUGUUAUGGACAGUAAUGUUGUUGUUAGUGCCACAGCCAAAGGGAAGCCGUUAUCUUCAGCCAAGAGAAGGAAAACCUUCAUCGAAAACAAUUACCCUGUGGUAAAGCCUGUACAGCAUGUGCUAGCGCCGGGACACACAGCAGUGCAUGUUUCCGUUCUUGAGAUGAUACAAAAAAUCUUCAAUCACACAGAUGUUCUGGACAAAAUGAAAGAAACAAAAGUGGCACAAAACGGUCAUUAUAAAAGCCACCAAGAUGGUUCAUACUUUAAAGAGAACCCAUUCUUGUCCUCAGAUGAGCUAAAGAUACCACUCAUUUUGUACAUUGAUGAUUUGGAAAUAGCCAAUCCACUUGGCACAUCACAAAAAAUACACAAAAUCUGCUCAGUGUACUGGAUGCUUGCUGAUCUACCCAGUAAAUACCGAUCAGCCUUGCAUGUGAUUCAACUUGCAGCUGUAUGUAAAGUGGCUGACAUAAAGACGUUUGGCUUUGAAAAAGCACUUGGUCCUCUGUUGCGAGACCUCCGCACCCUUGAACAAGAUGGUGUAUUCAUUGGGUCUAUUGGUCAGGUAGUUCAGGGAACAGUUAUGUGUGUGGUGUCUGAUAAUCUUGCAGCCCAUGAUUUGGCAGGCUUUUCAAAGUCUUUUAGAGCAGAACAUUUUUGCAGAUUUUGCACAGCUACUCAGGCUGGACUUCAGGCUCAUGAAGUUGCAAGUGGGGAGUUCAGUCUUAGGACGAAAGACGGCCAUAGUAGUGAUGUGCAUGCUGUAAUGCACGGGGGUAGUCAGAGUCAGAACGGUGUUACGGCAGAUUGUGUGCUGAGCCAGCAUCUAGAGCAUUUUCAUACCGUCACUGGCUUCCCACCUGAUGUCCUGCACGAUCUUUUCGAGGGCAUUGUGCCUGUAGAGCUCGCCCUGUGUAUCGGAGAGAUGAUCCGUCGCAAAUACUUUACCCUUGAGUAUUUAAACGACAGAAUGAUGUCAUUUCCGUACCAGCGCACAGACAAAGUUGACAAACCUCAUAAAAUACCAGAGACCUUUGCAGUAAGGAAAAGCAUUGGUGGUAAUGGCCAUGAAAAUGCGACACUGCUUAGACUGCUCCCUUUGAUCAUUGGUAAUGCAGUUCCUGAAGAGGAUGGAGCAUGGACUGUGCUGAUGGAGUUGAAAGAGGUAGUAGAGUUAUCUCUGUGCACAGAAUUUACAGAGGAGUCCAUCCAGUAUUUGCAGUCAAAGAUCCAGGAUCAUCGAGAGAAGCUGAAAGAGGCCUUUCCAGAUUUCACACUCCGUCCUAAACAUCACUACAUUGAACAUUAUCCUGACCUUGUACGCCGGUUUGGGCCCCUCGUACACUUGUGGACAAUGAGAUUUGAGGGCAAACACCGUUUUUUCAAGCGAGUUGUACAUGACACACAAAACUUUAAGAAUGUGUUGAAAACACUUGCAAACAAGCAUCAAUACAUGGUAGCAUACCAUCUCAGUACCUCAGGAUUCUUCAAACCUCACCAGCAGACGUCAACUGUCUCUUCUGUACUGGUAACAAGCCUUCCAAAUGUUGCCAAAACAUACAUUGAACAAAUAACAGCAAGCAAUGUUGUUUACAGCACAUCAAAGGUCUGCAUUGAUGGAACUGACUAUGAUGUAGGAAUGUUUUUGUCUGUGGGACAAAAGGGGGGACUGCCUAAUUUCUGCAGAAUUGAGCAGGUUCUCCUGGUUAACGGUAGUGUUCUGUUUCUUUGCCGAGAGCACACAUCAAACUACAUUGAACACCUGAGAUCUUAUGAACUUUCCCCAGAGAAUUUGGCUGUUCACACCCCAUCAGAGCUAAAUGACACAACACCUCUCUGCGCUUACAACGUAGAUGGAAGAUUGCUCUUAACGCCCAAACGGUUCAUAUUGCUACACUGAAAAUUGGAUGACGUGCAGCUGCUGGCUUUCCAUUCUAAGAACCAAGAGAUGGCUGACGCACGGAAGCAUGUGCUGCGUCUAUUGGUUGCAAGAGACUACGCCCUGAAGCUGACUCUAACUGAACGACCGCAGUCAGUGGAAGAGCUGAAAGAAAUUAUGCAAGAGAAGUUCAAGCCGAGACUGGAUGGGGACUUUGACCUGCAUUACGAGGAUCCGGACUUUGAUGGUGAUCUUUGUCUACUUGUGGACAUCCAAGAGUUGCCAGAGAAGGGCACAUUAAGAGUCAUCAGACCUUGCAGGGUUGCAGCUUGGGUUGCAGAAGUAGCAGCAGGGAGACGGAGCAGAAACAACCCUGGAAACGAGCACCCCCGCCAAGAAAUUGUUGGAGCUCUUGUGGCUCCACGGGUGAGACGUCAUGGACAGAUGGCCAACCCUGCUUAUGGAGUCACAGAACCAGGAGAUGGCUGCCGCCCAGAAGCAUGUGCUGCGUGUUUAUGUUGCAACAGACACCACCAUGAAGCUUACUCUAACUGAACGACCGCAGUCAGUGGAAGAGCUGAAAGAAAUGAUGCAAGAGAGGUUCAAGGCCAGGCUGGAUGGGGACUUUGACCUGCAUUACGAGGAUCCAGACUUUAAUGGGGAUCUUUGUCUUCUUGUGGACAUCCAAAAGUUGCCAGAGAAGGGCACAUUAAGAGUCAUCAGAUCUGAAGGUGACACCUCAUCUACUGCAUAUUCUGAUGCAGACUUACUCCCACCUGUACCUGCAACACAGCGUCAGAAGAGUUGGCCUGAUCACUUCGUUGUUCCUCGUUUUAGUUUUGAAGUGGAGCAUAAACUAGAAGAAGGAAAUCAUGUUUAUGAACAAUCAGGAAAAUUGCUGAAAUUGAAUAGGUCGCUGAAGAGUGAAGUCAUUAAAAAAAAAUGGCAGAAACGAUCUACAGCUUUAAACCAUACCCACAUGAGAAGGAAUUGGGAAUGGCUGCUAAAGCUCUGAUUGCAGCUCAUCCAUGUCUCAGAAUGACGGCUGGUGAAGACGGGGGAUUGGGAUGGAAACGCCACAUGGCGUACAAGGUUGCAUCAUACCGUUACAAUCUGGCCAAAGCUGGGGUUGCAGAAGUAUCAACACAGGGAGACUGAGCCGAAACAACCCUGGAAAUGAUCACGUCCUCUCCCCUGCCUUCCUGUUGGGGUGAUAACACCAGUUGAUUUAUACCUGUGUGCACUGUUUGGCCUCUUCUACCUCAGAUUGUAGGUUUUUUUUUAUUUAUUUAUUUAUUUUUAUUGGUUUGCACACAAUAAAAGUAACACUUACAAUCAAAAUAGUAAAACAAAUGUGAUUGUAGAUGUUGCACUGAAACAGUGUUCAAACAGUGUUAAAUAGCUCCAUAUUCUAUUAGUUGUCAUUGCUAUUAGGGUGGAUUCAUUAUUUUGGGUCUCAAUCUCAUCAGUAAAACUUUAUUAAAUAAAAUGUAUUUACAUGAUAAAAUUCAGUAAAAUUAGGAAAUAUAAUUUUACAUAAAUAAUAGUCAAAAAUGGAAUUGGAAAUGUUUUAAAUUUAAGGUGAUAGAAGUUUCUUUUUAGGGUACUUUUAUCUGAUUGGAUACAGAAGUCUUGACAAGAAGAUGUAUCCAAUCAGAAUAAAGUAUCCUAAAAA